Molecule: messenger RNA, 1029 nt
Organism: Daucus carota subsp. sativus
Lineage: Eukaryota; Viridiplantae; Streptophyta; Magnoliopsida; Apiales; Apiaceae
Exons: 4
Coding region: 206-802 (198 amino acids)
Molecular function (GO): DNA binding; DNA-binding transcription factor activity
Source: RefSeq, a predicted model, not a curated record
CACCGCUACACUACACAACCGUUUUUGUAGUUUACUGGAAAUUAAUGCUAAUCUUAUCAUCAUACAUUUUACAUGUGACCUUUGGCUAACUCUAACCAUCAUACAUAAGUAUUCAAGUCCUCAAAGACGAUUUCACAUAGGAGCUCUCUCAAAGGUGUAUAAUCACAUAUCAGGUUGUGACCUUUGUGUAUUAUUAGCUUAUAAAAUGGAAUCAAAGGGGAAUCACCAAUUUGGAAGCCGUGGCGAUGAGUUGAUGACAUACUCAGUCAAUCAGAUUAUGCUACUUCAUCAAUUGUUUGAGGAGUCUCACAACCCAACUGACUCUGAUAUGCUUGCAAUGAUCCGUGAUAAUUCCAUUCUCUCUAAUCUUAACUUCGAGCACAUCAAGGUUUGGUUCACAAAGAUCAGGUGUGCCAAGGAGCUAAAGAAGGAGGCUCUUAUGCUCGAUGUGCAUAUGGCUAUUAGAAUGGAACAACAACUUCUGAUGGAGAAUGACUUUCUUCAGGGUGUUGUCAAACAAUUUUAUAUAGAGAAGGAAUAUAUUCGCAACCUAAUGCGACAUGUUUCAGUUCAAUCUCUUAUUGCGCCAGAACUCCCAAGAUCUGUUGUGAAGAAUUUGAAGAUGGCCUCUACUAGAAAUCUAAUGCAGUUAGAAAAUGAAUACCUUUACUGUGAGUAUCUGAUGAUAGUAAAGGGGAAUGCGUAUGCUGGGAAGAUAAGCUUGAGCACAAUGAGAUUUCGCACGGUGACAAGAGAAAGGAUGUAUCAGCUUAUGAGGAUUGUACGUGAUUUAGUUCGCUAGUUUGCAUGGAUUCUUGGUGCAAGAAAAAUUGAAAGGUCAAGAACUGAGUUUUUUCAUUUCAGCAUUUGCAGACUUAUAUCGUAAUGGCAAGUGACCUUAAGAUGUUAUGCUAUGCUCUGUAUCUGUCUUGAGACAGAUACAGUAAUAUGCAUUCCAUUAUGUAAUAUAUUUAGAUUGUUGCACAGUAAUAUCUCAUGCAGAAGAAACUAGAAAGUCCUAUACUAUAA